UGCGCCUCGCUUUCCAAAAUCAUAACCUCCUCUUCAUUCUCUUCACUUCUCGGCUUCCCAUUAACCUGCUGUUGUCCUCCUCUUCUUAUCUUACAAAAGCUAGAGGAAAUUCGAUACUCCGAGCCAAUGGCGGGCGGUGUAGUCGUCAGUGCUUCCGGAGGGAAGGAGUACCCAGGCAAGAUGACGCUCUUUGUAUUCCUCACCUGCUUCGUGGCCUCCUCCGGUGGUCUCAUUUUCGGCUAUGAUCUCGGCAUUUCCGGGGGAGUGACAUCGAUGGAUUCGUUCCUGCUAAAAUUCUUUCCUUCCGUGUACCAUAAGGAGAAGGAGGAUGUGAGCACGAAUCAGUACUGCAAGUUCGACAGCGAGCUAUUGACUCUGUUCACAUCCUCGCUUUACUUGGCCGCAUUGGUAGCAUCGUUCUUCGCAGCGACAGUGACGAGGGUGUUUGGAAGGAAGUGGUCCAUGUUUGGUGGAGGCAUCACCUUUUUGGCGGGUGCAGUCAUCAAUGGUGCAGCUGAGAGCGUGUUCAUGCUUAUCCUCGGUCGCAUCCUUCUCGGCAUUGGCGUUGGCUUCGCCAAUCAGUCUGUGCCGCUAUACCUCUCUGAGAUGGCUCCGCCGAAACUCCGCGGGAUGCUCAACAUUGGCUUCCAACUUAUGAUCACGAUCGGAAUUUUGGCCGCCAACCUCAUCAACUAUGCAACUGCGAAGAUCGCCGGAGGUUGGGGCUGGCGCGUCAGCUUAGGACUCGCCGCGGUCCCUGCCGUCGUCAUUGCCCUCGGCGCUCUUCUCCUCCCCGACACCCCAAACUCGCUCAUCGAGCGAGGGCAUGCCGAACAGGCGAGAUCAAUGCUCUCGAAGAUCCGUGGCACCGACGACGUUCAAGAGGAGUAUGAUGACCUUGUGGCCGCAAGUGAGGAGUCAAAGACCAUCAAGCACCCGUGGAAGAACAUAUUGGAGAAAAAGUACAGGCCGGCACUCACUAUGGCUAUUCUCAUUCCCUUCUUCCAGCAGCUUACCGGGAUCAAUGUGAUCAUGUUCUAUGCUCCCGUUCUCUUCAAGACCAUUGGCUUCGAAGACGAUGCCGCACUCAUGUCCGCUGUUAUUACAGGCCUCGUCAACAUGUUUGCUACCUUUGUCUCUAUAGCCACUGUCGACAGAGUCGGCCGCAGGGCACUCUUCUUACAGGGUGGCACCCAAAUGCUCAUAUGCCAGAUCGUUGUGGGGACCUUGAUUGGAUUCCAAUUCGGGACAAGCGGUGUUGGUGCCAAUCUAUCCAGGGGAUAUGCGAGCUGUGUGGUGCUCUUCAUCUGCGUGUACGUAGCCGGCUUCGCGUGGUCGUGGGGCCCCCUCGGCUGGCUGGUCCCCAGCGAGAUCUUCCCCCUCGAAAUCCGAUCCGCCGGCCAAAGCAUUAACGUGUCGGUGAACAUGUUCUUCACCUUCAUAAUUGGACAGGCAUUCCUCACCUUGCUCUGCCGCUUGAAGUUCGGCCUCUUCUACUUCUUCGGCGGUUGGGUGCUUGUCAUGACCAUCUUCAUCGGCUUAUUCCUGCCGGAGACCAAGAACGUGCCAAUUGAAGAGAUGGUCCUCGCAUGGAAGAAGCAUUGGUUCUGGGGCAAGUUCAUCUCCGACGAUGAUAUCCAUGUUGGCAAGAAAACUAGCACGUUCGGUGCGUGAUCGGUCGACGCGCUCAAAUUGGUUUGAAUUGAAUGAGAAUGCAACUUGUUAUCGGUUAUGAUAUUUGAUGAGUCCAGCACGUGCUCCAUCUACUAUAAGAAAGAAAAAAUUUUGUCAUUAUUAUUUGGGCUAUGUAAGAUACUUAGCUUGUAUAGCCUUAAUUAUUUUCUUUUUUUACAUCUCUGUGUUCAAAAAGGACCAUUCCCAUUUGAAUCGAGCAGUAAUAUUUUAGCCCAAUCUUUCCCUGCUCACUUGU
Ananas comosus (pineapple) is the source of this 1930-nucleotide messenger RNA. RefSeq names its product sugar carrier protein C-like. Bases 127 to 1674 code for a protein of 515 amino acids. Gene Ontology annotation, cellular component: membrane. The transcript has 4 exons. Gene Ontology annotation, molecular function: monosaccharide transmembrane transporter activity. The record is from RefSeq and is a predicted model, not a curated record. Gene Ontology annotation, biological process: monosaccharide transmembrane transport. Lineage: Eukaryota; Viridiplantae; Streptophyta; Magnoliopsida; Poales; Bromeliaceae.